AUGGGCAAGAGGAAGCGCGGCACCCAGGAGCACGGCGACGGAGGCGAACCUGCAGCCGGACGUGCAGAUAAACAUGCAGACGGAGAGGGAGAGGGAGACGCAGAGGCUGGAGAUGAGAAUAAGCGACGUGAGAUGGUCCAGCAGGGCGUCCUGGCCUUUUACUAUCCGCGGCUGCUCAGCCUGAGGACGUAUCUUCUCGAGCUGCUGCCGGCCUCCUCGGUCUCCAGGCAGCACAGAGUCAGGUCGGUAGGGAGGGAGAAGUCGAAGGAGGAUGGUGAAAGAGUAGCCCGUCUGCUGGAUUCGACCAUCGUGGGCGUCCUGAAGCCGGCGAGCCCAGCAAUCAACAGCGCCAGACAGCGAGAGCUCGCGGCCUUUACACAGUCGCAGGUCAGAUCUUCAGCCCUCAGAGGGACGGACGUUGGUGCUACCAGCGACAUAGCUGAUGUGGUCAACUUUGCUAUAUACAGCCUGUUCAGCGGCGCUGGACAUCCGUCUCACAUCCUCUGCCAUGGAUACCAGCGUGCGGGAGAGCAGAUGGGUGACCAGGAGUACUUUUCGUCUACUGGAAUAGUGCCCAGGUUGCCCAACAGGAGCGUCAACAUGCUCAAAAGGGCCCCCUGGACGGAUGUCAUGGACCUGCUGGGAGGAAGCUGUGAAGAUAUCAUGCUACACUUGCUCUUGGACUGCGGGCUGUUCAUCCAUCUCCACGGCCAGUCCUACUAUCAAUUGAGCGGUGUGUAUCAUCCACCCUUGACGUAUACGACCUACGCUGACGGGGUUAUAGGGAUACCGUUGACCAAGCUGGAUGCUCUGAAUGCCCCGGACAAACCAUGUAUCAGGAAGCCGGCUGAGAUCGUCUUCGUGCGUAGGCGCAUGUUCUAUGCCCGUUCGUCGCUGAAUGCACAGCGUGAGCCCAGGCUGGGGCUACAGCAUAUUCAUGUGCUGAAUAGAUAUCAAAGCGAUACGGUGCAUGUGAUGAAGUACAUCUUCCCCCGACAGUUUGGUCUGCAUAACGUGUUUACUUCCGCUGUCGACAGGACGGAGACGGCCAUGCCGUUCAAGGACUAUUCGCUGCGAGAGCGUGAGAUCGCCUCGAAGCCGGGCGAGAAGGUACCCAGACGGCUUCGUGGCAGGCUUGUCGAGCUGGUUCAGAGCAUGCAGAAGAGACACUCCAGAUGCGCCUACGUAGAGCUACUCCGCCAUUACUGUCCAAAGCGCACGAUUGAUGCAGCAGGAAAAGUGACAAUGACGGACUAUGCGACUCCGACGCAUGCGGUCUCGGCCUUUUGUCGUGCUGUGCUUCAAAAGGUAAUACCGUAUGAGAUGUACGGAUGCGGAGAAGACGGUGUCCGCAAUAGAAACACAGUCAUGCGCAAUGUGGAUAGGUUCCUGUCUCUACGGCGGUUUGAGACACUGUCACUCCACGAGGUCGUUCAGGGGUUAAAGAUCGGAUGUGUCUCGUGGCUAUCCCCUGAUGGUAGCACGGACAAGAAACCCUGUCUUUCAGACACUCGCAAGAGAGAGGAGAUCUUCCACGAGUUCAUCUACUACAUCUUCGACUCGCUGCUCAUCCCGCUCGUCAGGUCAAACUUCUACCUGACUGAGGCGAGCGUGUACAAGAACAGGCUCUUCUACUUCCGUCACGAUGUAUGGAAGCAUCUCUCCGAGCCGGUCAUGGCCGACCUCAAACUAUCUGUCUUUCAGGAUAUCAAGCGCAGCAAGGCCGAACGACUGCUCAACGGCGAAUCGCUCGGCUAUAGCAACAUCAGACUCCUCCCCAAGGCCACCGGAGCCAGGCCGAUAACAAACCUGAGGAGACGGCCGACACUGAGAAAGGCAUGGAAGACAGGCACUCCCAUGCUUGGAUCAAGCAUCAACACCCAGCUGGCCCCCCUUUUCCACGUUCUCAAUUACGAGCGGACGCAGAGUCCGGAAAACGUAGGGUCCAGCCUGCCGUCUACCACUGCGAUGUACCCUCGGCUGAAGAAGUUCAAAGAGGAAAUUACAACACGAGGAGGCGGAAGCCUGACGGGCCCGCUCUAUUUCGUCAAAUUGGACGUCCAGGCCUGUUUCGACACUAUCCCGCAGACAAGGCUGAUGCAACUCGUCGAUAAGCUCGUCGUAGACGAUGCGUACCGUGUCUCCAAGCACGUGGAGUUUCAUCUUAACCAUAACAGCGGGCCGCGGCCGGCAGUAGUGAAACGAGAAUGCCAUCAAAGUAUAAAUAAAAGUACCAGCAGCGCCAACAAGCCAAGGAGGAAGUUCGUGGCGCGAGCGGCAGCGUUUGAUGACUUCCAGCCUGUAUACGAUGCCGUAUCUUCAACUUCAACGCCUGGCCAGUGCAAUCGUGGCGGUGCAGGAACAGGUACAGUGUAUGUAGACCUGGGCUCGCGAAGGAUGCAUACACGGGGCGAGCUGCUGGCCCUGCUGGAGAAGCAUGUCCGCAACAAUCUAAUCAAGAUCGGGAAACGAUACUAUCGACAGAAAAGGGGUAUUCCGCAGGGUUCCGUCAUCUCCAGCAUCCUGUGCGGCUUUUUCUACGGCGAACAUGAGCUGGAGCGGUUGGCCUUCCUACGGGACCCUGGCACGCACGCACUGCUGAUGCGUUAUGUAGAUGACUACCUGCUGAUCACGACGGACAGGCAGCUGGCCGAGCGGUUCCUGCAGGUGAUGCUCGACGGGGAUGAAGAGUUUGGCAUAUCCGUUGCUCCGGAGAAGACGCUGAUCAACUUCGACGCAGAGGUUAAUGGCAGGCAUCUUCCCCGUCUAGAAUCCAGCCUGUUCCCAUACUGUGGCACUCUGAUCGAUACAAGAUCGCUGGCCCUCAGCAGAGAUCGCCCGUCGCCUAAUAAUAGUCACAACAACGGCAACAGUGUCAACAUCCGCGACUCGCUGACGGUAGACUCAACCCGUACUCCAGGCCAGACGUUCACACGCAAGGCCCUGGCAGCGUUUCGGCUGCAGACUCACGCUAUGUUUCUAGAUACGAAACAUAGCUCCUCAAGCGUUGUGCUAGCCAACCUGUUCUGUAACUUUAUGGAAUGCGCCAUGAAGACCUGUGCGUACUGGUGUGCAAUGAAACAGCGACAAACCUCUUCCUCAACUCGACUUCUCACUUUUACCAUCUCGUCGCUGCUGGCCUAUGGGGCAUGCUUCAUCCGGUCUCGGUCUGCCGGGGGUCUCAUCGAUUUUGAAUGCAACAUCACCCAUCGACAGGUCCGCUGGCUGGGCGCCAUGGCCUUCAGACGUGUCCUCGGACGCAAGCAGACACGAUUUAAAGAGGUGCUGAGGUGGUUGGACGGCCUCCUCCGAGACUGCAAGCCGUCCACUGACCGGGAGCUCUUCAGGCUGCGUCGGGCACUCACCGUUCCCCCCUGUCGCUACUAA
This is a messenger RNA of Microsporum canis CBS 113480, 3387 nucleotides long. Its product is annotated as telomerase reverse transcriptase. The coding region runs from base 1 to 3387 and encodes 1128 amino acids. Gene Ontology annotation, cellular component: telomerase catalytic core complex. Gene Ontology annotation, biological process: telomere maintenance via telomerase. Lineage: Eukaryota; Fungi; Ascomycota; Eurotiomycetes; Onygenales; Arthrodermataceae. Gene Ontology annotation, molecular function: telomerase RNA binding; telomeric repeat DNA binding. The transcript is spliced from 4 exons. The record is from RefSeq and is a predicted model, not a curated record.